CCCAAAACCCUAGUCCCCAGAGGCCCCCAUCGCCUAGGCGUCGGAGUGUUUGGAAACGCGACAACCUACAGCGGCUCGGAUCCCGAUGCCUGCUGCUUCUCUGCAGGACGACGAUAUAAAGAUAGCAACAGCAACAAAGGUGUGUUUCUCCGUUCCUCUCAGUAGAUCAGUAGAUCAGAUCUACACGUCAUCAAGAUUUUACUUUCAGUUACGGAUUGGUAUUCUAGGGACUUAGGAAUCGAUCCUAGACAGUAUAGAUUCUAACAAGGAAUACGUACAGUAUCUAGAUACAUAGAAAAACCAUCUUAAAAAUAUAAAACAUCUUAUAGUUUUGAACGAAGAGAGUGUCAAAUUGUUGUCCCGAUGUGUGUUUUUUUAUAAAAAAAUAGGAUCUAUUUUUCUAGCGCACAUGGUGGUCAAGGUUAACAUGUUGCUCAGAAGGAGUCCCUUUUCCCAUCUCAUCCAAUUCCAGCUUCAUAUCCAAUCAACGAAACAGUACAUGGACCUGCCAUUGGUCUACCAAAAGCAGGGAGGAGGAAAUUGGGAGAUUGUGACCGGAUUGACCGUGUACCCGAUGCACUCUGUCCGCAUCAUUGACCCAGCGGCUAGCUAGAAGAAUCGCAAAGCCUCCGAACACUUGGCGCGUGAAGAACCGGUGGCGCAUCAUCUGAGCCGAGCGCUACUAACGGUGCAUCUUUACAAGUUACCGACUACUAUAGGUACGUCUUAAUAAUACUUCGUUAGCUUGUUUUCUCCGUCCGCGGCCCACGGAGAGGAACAGUUGCUGACUGUAAUAAUAGCUAGACAGCUGAGGUGUAGAAACGGCAGUUCGUCGUCAGGCUAUGGGCCUAUGGCUAUCGGUCUCGGUCGACCGAAAGCCGUCAGCGUGGUCUCGUGCAAACCUUUCGCACGAGCGAGCCGGCCGCGAAAAGACCUGCACGCCAAAUCCAAUGCGACCUUUUCUUUUCUUUUCGCAGCCAGCAGCUACCAUCUGCAGAUCACCCUUGACAAUCCCGUCACCUUUCCUUCCCCUCUGUCUCUCUAUAUAAACGGUGUGGCGUGCCCACCACCCAACUAGCCAGCUGCACGGUUGCCGCCGCGCGCCAGUGCCAUUGCUGGUACGUACGACGACGUCGUAACUGCACGGUGACUUCAACCGCAGGACGAGGCGCGCGCGCACCGUAUAUAUGGCGAAGGUGCUGUGGAGAAAGCAGGCGGCGGUGGCGGCGGCGGCGGCAGCGAGCAAGCAGGCGGGAUCCUCGCCGGUCCGCGGCGGCGCGAAGCCGAGAGGGUAUGUGCCCAUGCGGCUCGUCGGUGGCGAUGACGGCGACGGCGGCGACGAGGACGAGACUGUCCUUGUGCCGGUGGCGCUGCUCAACGAGCCUCGCAUGGUGGGGCUGCUGGAGAUGGCCGAGCGGCAGUACGGGUACGGGCAGCCCGGCGUGCUGCGGAUCCCCUGCGACGCCCGCCGCUUCGAGCAGCUCAUGGGCCUGGCGUGCAUGGCCAGCAGGUAGACCGUAGACGUAGACCACCGUUCUGUUGUGGACUGCCUGGUGUGCCUGCCAUGCAUGCAUGCCUACGCUACAUGGGUGCCGUGCGAUGCUAUGUGAUGUUCUUGCAAUAGGCCGGCCUUGCAGAUAUAUAUAUCUGCCUGCAACCAUUGGCUUUGCAAUCUAAAGUCGGUUGGGUUGCUGCUUUGGCGUCGAUUGGUUCGGGAAUUAAUCAACCACCUUGCUAUGAGUUUGGAUGGAGUGCCUUGCGUGCAGUCGAUCACUUUUUUUUUUUGAAGCAAUGACUGUAGAGAGUUCCCUGCAGUAUUUUUUUUGUAUUAA
Messenger RNA from Zea mays, 1832 nucleotides. RefSeq names its product auxin-responsive protein SAUR72. Bases 1188 to 1514 code for a protein of 108 amino acids. The record is from RefSeq and is a predicted model, not a curated record. Gene Ontology annotation, biological process: response to auxin. Lineage: Eukaryota; Viridiplantae; Streptophyta; Magnoliopsida; Poales; Poaceae. The transcript has a single exon.